AUGGCGGCGGGGCGGGGGGGUCGGCAGCGCUACCGCCGGCACCCCAAGCCCCCCUACUCCUACCUGGCGCUCAUCGCCCUCGUCAUCCGCGCCGCCCCCGGCCAGCGCCUCAAGCUCGCCCAGAUCAUCCAGGAGAUCAGCAGCCUCUUCCCCUUCUUCGGGGGGGGGUACCAGGGCUGGAAGGACUCCGUCCGGCACAACCUCUCCUCCAACCCCUGCUUCGCCAAGGUGCUGAAGGACCCGGCCAAGCCCAAGGCCAAGGGCAACUACUGGACGGUGGACGUGAGCCGCAUCCCCCCCGAGGCCCUCAAGCUGCAGAAACGGCGGUGGCGCGGGGGGGGGGCGGCCGCCUUCGCCCGCGACCUGGCCCCCUUCGUCCUCAGGGGGUACCCCUACAGCCCCCCCCCCCCCGAAAUCCCCCCCCGACCCUCCUCCUCCUCCUCCUUUCUCCAUCGAAGGGCUGUUGCGGCGGCCGCCCCCCCCCCCGCAGCACCCCUUAACUUUGGGGGGGGCCGUCCCACCCACGGGACCCCUGCCUCGGACUACGGGACGGAUGGACCAAGAGGCUCCGGUGAUCCCGGUGUCCGGGUGAUCCCCCUCUUCCAUCACCCACCGACUUCGGAAAGGAUUUACCGCCAGCCUCAGCAUUCCCAGCGCCCGCCGGCGUUCCUGAGGGAUUUAUGCCGGGAUUAA
This is a messenger RNA of Harpia harpyja (harpy eagle), 693 nucleotides long. RefSeq names its product forkhead box protein H1-like. Gene Ontology annotation, molecular function: DNA-binding transcription factor activity; sequence-specific DNA binding. NCBI's taxonomy places the organism in Eukaryota, Metazoa, Chordata, Aves, Accipitriformes, Accipitridae. The record is from RefSeq and is a predicted model, not a curated record. Gene Ontology annotation, biological process: regulation of DNA-templated transcription.